AUGGUAGUUCAUAAGAGUGAGAGGAGUGAGCCACCAGUAAACUCUGGGUCAGAGUCAUAUAAUGAGAUGCAAAGGAAUUAUAAAGUGUUAGAGGCCGUAGCGAAUCGGGUUCUAGCUAUGUCUCGUUCACUAGAGGUGGGCUCGAGCAACCAGGCAUCACCAUCAGGGUCUGUGGGUAUAGCCGUGGUUUCAGCUUCAGAGGGGGUGGACAUCCGGGUUGGUGUCCCUUUGGGUAGGUGGAAUAUUCUUAUAGAAGUAAAGUUGGCUGAGCUUCGGACAAAUUGUAGUGUUCCACCCUAUGUAAGUUUGAGGUUACCCAUCGUAGCUGAUGUGGUCAGAUACCCUCCGGAGGGUUCAAUGAUGAUUUUUACGGAUAUGUAUCAGCAUGGCUUCAGACUACCGUUGCAUCCUUGGGUGCAGAUGAUGUUGGCCAAGUUGGGGUAUGCGCCGGGGCAAUUUAAUCCCAACUUUUGGCUUCUUCUUCAUGGGGUGUAUAUAGCUUGGUGGUUGGUUGGGUUGGGGGAGCCAACAUUUGAGUAUUUUAUGUAUCUCUACUCGAUCUCUAAGCAACAGGGAAGUUUUGGCUCGGUACAAGCCAAUUGCCGAAAGGCAAAGGAGAGGGGUUACUUCAUUAGUCACAAGCCUUCUACUCAGAAGUCUUGGAGAAACAGGUGGUGUCUGGCUUAUGGUAAUUUGGAGUAUCCGCCAAGGAAGACCGUCUCCAGAUACGUUUUAACCCACUUCCAGUCUAUAGAUUCAGUGAAGUGGGGGCUGAUCUCCAAGGAGCAAGAAGAGGAAGUUGAGAAGGUGAGAUCACUGUUGUCAGAAACCGAGCGCGAGUGCAAAAACCUAGUCACCCAGAAGAAUUUGUUUGAGUCCGGCCUUUUGCAAGGGAUCGCAGGUAUCAUAAAGGGAAGCACGAAACUGGCUGUGGACCUGGAUGACGCCGAGAUGCAGAAACGGCUUAAGGAGUCUCGGGCGCAGAUGGCUGGGAAGGGGGUGGCCAAGCAAGCGACUGGGAAGCGUCCUAGAAAUGAUGAAGAAGGUUUGGUUGCCGAUGUGUUGGGAAAGAAGAAAGCGCUGGAGGAAGCUCAUCGGAGUGCGAUGGGAACAGGGUUGAGGCUUCCUCCCUUUGACCUGUAG
Molecule: messenger RNA, 1143 nt
Organism: Prunus armeniaca (apricot)
Lineage: Eukaryota; Viridiplantae; Streptophyta; Magnoliopsida; Rosales; Rosaceae
Source: the annotation of a GenBank genome assembly